AUGGCGCCGACAAAGACCAAAAAGUCGAAGAAGUCUGCUGCUCCUCCUCCUCCUCCCCCUCCCCCUCCUGUAUCCAUCCCGGUUACAGGCUCGUCGCUGGACUACUCGCUGCCGCCGCUCGAUGUGCCUUAUGCCAUCCCGGAAGCUGAGCUGCCGCCAGAUCACGGCUUCAACGAGCCGCUGGAAGUGCCCUAUGAGAACGAGAAAGAGAUAUCUUCUGCUGCCCGACGAAGAGCAGCCAGCAGAGCCAGCGAGCCGCUUAUCGUCCCUACCUCUGCUGCUGCCGCUGCCGCCACUGCUUCUAUGUCUACUGGCGCUGUCGACCCAACCGCCGCCGUCUUCUCGUAUCUCGACCAGCAGCAGGAAGACCAGAUGCGGCCCUCUCACUCCAGAAAGGCCUCUGAGCCCGCCGUCUCAAAGGCCUCCAGGCCAAAGGACCAUGCCCGCAAGGCCAGCCUGUCUCAGCUGCUCAGAACCGUGUCCGGCGGAUCCUCGUCGACCGCCAAAGAGAGGGAUCGAGACAGAGAUCUCAGCCCGAGCCGCUCGUCUUCGGUAUCAAAGGAGUCAGAGUACCAGCCCGCAACGCCGCCAGACAUGCUGUUCGACCCUAUCAACUUCCAUAUCCCGGGCAGCAAGGGGGUGCCCAAGUCCCAUAUGGCCGGCUCUUACAUGACGGACUCGGAGAGCAUCCUCGAGGGUCCUCCGUCCGCUGCCCCGGCCUUCAUGAACUUCUCCCACCCAGAGGCCUUUUACAUGCCCAAGAGCACGCUGUCAUACUCCAUGGGGCCUCUCCCAUCCAAGCAGCCUGAGCGAGCACCCGUCGAAGGCUCACGGCGACGUUCGCAGACAUCGGCAUCGGCACCAGCAUCAGCAUUUGCAUCAGCAUUUGCAUCAGCAGCACCAGCACCAGCACCAGCACCAGCACCAACGGCAACGGCAACGGCAACGACACCAGACCAGUUUGAAUGGACAGCUCCUCCCGAGACACCUUAUCACGUAUAUCGAAAGUUUGAAAAGCUGAACCAUCGUGUUCUACGCCAUCUACAGGAAGAGAUUGCCCAGCUGGAAGACGACCUCCUUACCAUCGAUGACAUCGACGCCGCGCGCGCCGGUGCCUCGAGCAACCGCACCUCUCCAAGACAGAAACAGCUCGCUGCAAAGUACAGAGACCAGAUACAGGACCACUCCAACCUCCCCGCCGCAUCUGAAGACGAUAUCGAUGCGUACCGCAGCUUCUUGCGGUCCCCCGCUGGCGCUUCCUCCAAGAGUGAGCGAAGACUGCUGGACCACAGAACCGACCUUGUCACCAUGGCCCCUCGCCCAGCAAGCGCACUGCACUCUAACCCCCUCUACUCCACCGUGGCCGCAGUCUUUGCCGCCAUCCUCUUCCCUCUCCUGGCAUUUGGAGCCAUCUCGGAAUUCUUCGGACGCAUCGUCGUCGUCUCUUUUGUCGCCGGUACGUUUGCCUGGUGGGCGUCCAACGGACCCCCUGGACACGACUACCUCGUCGAGCCGCAGGAUGGCUGGAAGUGCGCCGUCAUCUACUUCGGCUUCAUGACUCUAGCAGCACUCUUGCUCUAG
Messenger RNA from Microsporum canis CBS 113480, 1581 nucleotides. RefSeq lists its product as hypothetical. The transcript has 3 exons. The record is from RefSeq and is a predicted model, not a curated record. The coding region runs from base 1 to 1581 and encodes 526 amino acids. NCBI's taxonomy places the organism in Eukaryota, Fungi, Ascomycota, Eurotiomycetes, Onygenales, Arthrodermataceae.